This is a messenger RNA of Rotaria socialis, 504 nucleotides long. The record is from the annotation of a GenBank genome assembly. Lineage: Eukaryota; Metazoa; Rotifera; Eurotatoria; Philodinida; Philodinidae.
AUGCCUGUGGCUCGAUUUUUAACUAAUCCGUCAAUAACGGAACUUCGUUAUAAACAUCUUCGCUUCUUAAUUACUGAUAGUCCAGCCAAUGAAAAUAUUCAAUCUUUUAUCGAAACUUGCUUAAAAUAUGAUGUUACAACCUUAGUUCGUGUCUCAGAAAAAACUUAUGAUGCAAAGCCAAUUGAAGCAGCUGGAAUUAAAGUUCAUAAUCUUGAAUAUCCCGAUGGCAGUGCACCUGAUUCCAUUGUCCGUAAUAAAUGGUUGAAUAUUGUCAAAGAAAAUAAAAAUGGUUGUAUUGCUGUGCACUGUGUUCAUGGACUUGGACGAUCACCUGUUCUUGUUGCAAUGGCCUUACGUGAAGCGGGUAUGGCGCGCCAAGAAUCAAUUGACUUUGUUCGCUCACACCGCCGCGGUUCAUUCAAUGUUCGACAAUUAGAAUUUCUUCAAAAUUAUCAAUCAGGCCACCGUCUAGUAAACAAGCAUGUUGGGUGUCUUAUCAUGUAA